Molecule: messenger RNA, 478 nt
Organism: Rotaria sp. Silwood2
Lineage: Eukaryota; Metazoa; Rotifera; Eurotatoria; Philodinida; Philodinidae
Source: the annotation of a GenBank genome assembly
GCCAACAUCGAUUUCAUUAACUAUUAAUGAUCAACCUUAUUUUGUCAUUGUUAAUAAUACAUUAUUAAUGAACUACACACUUUAUAACCAUGGUCAAACUCAAAUAACUAUUACCUUACGUGUCAUUGAUACUAUGGGUCUUCUAUCAACAGAUGGGUUUGUAAAAGCUUAUCGUCUGGCUGCAAUAAGUAACGUAAGUGAUACAAUUGCAAUGGACGUAAUAAACAUUCCUGAUAUGAAUUCAAAUACUACUGUAAUCACCAAUGCCGUUGUGUUUAGUAUUGCUGCACUUGAUUACAAAUAUGAUCAAAGUACACCAGUGUAUAUAAAGCGAGACGAUGUUCAUCUUACCAAUCAAACUGAUUAUCAAAAACCAACAGUUACACCAUCACCAUUAGAUAAUUUUGCCAUGACUUUGGAAUCAUCACUGAUACAUUUCAUUUUAUAUAUGUUGAGCUUCUUUGUAAUGCUUCAUUAA